This is a messenger RNA of Neltuma alba, 1261 nucleotides long. RefSeq lists its product as uncharacterized. NCBI's taxonomy places the organism in Eukaryota, Viridiplantae, Streptophyta, Magnoliopsida, Fabales, Fabaceae. Bases 345 to 629 code for a protein of 94 amino acids. The record is from RefSeq and is a predicted model, not a curated record. The transcript has 2 exons.
ACUACUAUUCAUAUUAUUUUAUUAAAUUUACUAAUAUUCAUAGUGUCAGAUUUGGGGUGAAUCAUGCUGGUAAAAAAGAUUUGGGGUGAAUCAUGACGUCAGCUUCUUGGUUUUUUUUUUUUUAAAUCAAUUGGAAGUUUGCGGAUGGGCACUGGAGAUUAGAAAAUCAGAGGUUACUUGGGGGAAUCGACAGGGGUGAGCAGGAAGACGAAGAUAAAGUCUUUGGAAUUAAGAACGGAGUUGUCAAAAGUCAAACUGAAGAAAUCACAUUAAAACAGAGCCGGGGAACAACCAAAAUUUCCAAUCAAUCCCGAAAUCUCAGAAAACAGCGUCCAGAGAGGGAAAUGGUAUUCAACAGCCUGGCAGUGGUUUCGGUGGCACACGCAUCAGCGGACGUAUGGCAAUCGGUGGCAUGCAUUCCUGAGCGUCUCAGCAGUGAUCAGCUCUUAGAUCUCGUGUGCUGCUUCCCUUUGCAACAGCUGGGUCGUCUCGCUCUCUGCCUCUGGAACUUCCUCUGCCUUCCUCAACCCGAUUCGUAUUACUCUUAUUACUACUCCUCCUCGGACUCCGAUGACUCUUCUACUACCCUCGAUUUGGAUGAGUACUAUCAUCAUUCCCAUUCCGAUUGAUUCCUCGCCCAUUCGCCCUUUCUUCCUUCCUGAUUCAGAAUAUGGUGAAAGUUUAAUGCCAAGAAUCUUGUAGCUGUUGAGGAAACCGGCUCACUCUGGGGUUCUUUCAGGAAAGGGCUCUUUUGCGAUGGUAGAUUUUUGAGGAGGUGUGAUGUUCAGAAGCACAGGGACCAUUGCUUACUUCCUUGAUAUCCCAUGUUCUCAAUGAUUUCAUAGAAUGCCCUAAACUGGCUAGUGGAUCUGUUCAUCAGAGCCAGAAACACUGAUCAGAUUGACUUCUAAAGGAUUAUGUAUGCUUUGAUACCAUAUAGAAGCUAGAGAUCAGAAAGAUGUAUGUAGAAAAACCCACCUUGUAUUGUUAUUCUGUAUUGUUUAGUUAUAUAUAGGCAUAGACUGACACUCUUCAUAACAGAAAUGCAGAAUCUAACAGGGUAAUAAACUAACUAUCAUUUAUAACAUAUUUUCUAAUAAUACUGACUGAUUGUCACAGCUUCAGUCAAUCCUAAUGACGACAAUCAGUCAAUCCUCAUGACAUCGUCAUCAGGAUGAAGCAUUUUGGUUUGAUUUUAAGAAACAUUAGAAAUCAUGCAGUUGAUGUGAAUGAAGCGGUAUAAAGGGUAGGAUUAUGAAAA